AUGUUGCGUUUGUUUUUUCGGGUCCAACCAAAAGUCGUCAGCCAGUCAGAAAAUCUUUGGAAGCCUUUUUUAAUGAUCAACUUGAAAUGGGUUCUUUCUGUUCAACCUCGUCUCUCUUCCAACUCGCCAUCUUUGUCAUCCACAUAUGCAUCCUUUAAAAGCAAAGACAUCCAUUAUGAUUUAGCGAGGGCAUCUCUAUCAAUGGAAAGCGAGACUUCUUACAGUGAUCCUAUUAGUGGAAGAACAUGUUCAUCUACUUCCCGAAUCUUGGACAUUGAUUACUCCGAAACCCGCAAUAAUGUUGAAAAUUUGUUACGAGAGGAUAAAUUAACAUUCCUUACAAGCUUACAAGCAAACAAGAUAUCACAAUAUAGAUUACUCUUGGAAAAUCUUGUUGCAUUGGAGGAUACAUUUGCUGAUUCAGAUGUGCCCAUUGUCCCAUCUACAAGAAAGAUAAAAAGAAAGUCACAAAGAGAACGAACAUCAACAAAAGCCAAUGAUUUCUGCAUGGUGGAAUUUCACUCACAUCCCAUCACCCGUAAAAAUUCAAGACGUGUCAACUUUUCUUCAAAAAGAUCAUCAAAUUCUAAAAUUGGAAAACUCAAAUUCACUAGAAACGAAGCAGAGCUAUCACAAGGUGUUAAGAUGGUUGCUGAAUUGGAGAGGAUUAGAAUGAUUUUAGAAGAAGUGGGGCCCAUGGUUAGUUUUAGUAGUUGGGCAGAAGCUGCAGGAGUUGAUAAGAAAGAGUUGCUUGAAAACUUGCAAUUCGGUUGGUGUUGUAGGGAUGAGCUUUUGAGAAGUACACGAUCUUUGGUUAUCUAUCUUUCAAAGAAUUACAAUGGUCAAGGAAUAGCCUUCAAAGAUUUAAUCCAGGCAGGAAAUGUUGGUGUUCUUCAAGGUGCAGAACGGUUUGACCGAAGUAGAGGAUACAAAUUCUCAACUUAUGUUCAAUAUUGGAUAAAAAAAUCAUUGCUAAUGUUGCUAUCACGUCAUGCUAGAGAGAUACGAAUUCCUUUCACAAUGAGCAAGGCUAUAAGUCGGAUACAAAAAGCUCGAAAAGCACUCGAUAAUGGUGAUGGAAGAUGCCCAAAUGCUCGUGAGAUUGCUAAAUUCACGGGUCUUUCAUUGGCUAAGAUUGAAUCUGCUAACAAAUGCCUUAGAGUUGUUGGAUCCAUCAAUCAACCAUUUGGACAGGGUAUUGAUGCAAAGUUUUGGGAAUGUACACCUGAUUUGACAACAAUGACUCCUGAAGAAAACUUAAUGAAGAAUUAUAUGAUUAAUGAAAUAUAUAGUCGGAUGAAAGAUUUGGACAGUAGGGAGAGGAAAGUGUUGGCUUUAAGAUUUGGGCUUAAAGGGUAUCAAAGGAAGACACUUGAAGAAAUUGGAAGGUUGUAUGGUGUAAGCAAAGAAUGGAUUCGAAGAAUAGAAAGAAGAGCUUUAACAAAACUAAAAGUUGAUGAUGAAGAAACUUUACAAAGUUUUAGACAUUAUAUGUACAUGUAAAGAUAAUAUCAAACGAGUUUCUUGUACAUUUUUUGAAUGUGAUCUUUGUUAAGUUGCAACAUUUGUUCUGGUAAUUGUUUUUAAACUGUCUUCAAAAGACAAGAAUGACCUUCUUUGUCGAUCAAAG
Lactuca saligna is the source of this 1630-nucleotide messenger RNA. The record is from the annotation of a GenBank genome assembly. NCBI's taxonomy places the organism in Eukaryota, Viridiplantae, Streptophyta, Magnoliopsida, Asterales, Asteraceae.